AUGAUUGGAGGUUCAUAUGCCGGAUCUCUUUCUUCAUGGUUCCGUCAGAAGCAUCCAGAAUUAGCACUAGGAAGUUGGGCAUCUUCUGCUCCUAUUUUUGCUAAACUUAAUUUUUCUGAAUAUGAUAAACAUGAAGCAGAAGAUUUCAUGGAGUACGGUUGCUAUGAAAAUGUUUUGAAUGCAUAUAAAACAAUUGAAAAAGUUGCUUUACUCCAAAAUGAUAAAACUGAAGAAUUGAUGAUGAUGUUUGGAGUUCCUAAUCCGGAAGAAUUUGUCAGUCAUUCACUUGAAUUCUUAGAUAUGUUCAGUUAUGCUUACACUUAUGGAAAUCAAUAUAAAGCUUGGAACCAAAUCAUCUUGGACAUGUGCGACUCAUUAAAAGAAAUUGAUACAUCGGACAGUGAUGAAGUCAUUGGAGUUAUGGCAACUACAUCAUAUCUUCUUGGUAUGGAUAAAUUUUUAGAAUUAUAUCCAAAUGGACUCAAAAAUACAUCUGUCGACUCUCCAAAUAAAGCUUCAAGGGGCUGGGCUUAUAUGAUGUGCAAUGAGUUUGGAUGGUUCUAUUCGGCUUCAGGUCUUUUGAAGAGCAACUUAUUGACAAUACAAUAUUAUAGUGAUUUUUGUCAAAAUAUAUUUGGAAAACAACCUGAUCCUGAUAAAUUCAAUGAAAAGUAUGGAGGAUAUAAUCCAAACGUGACAAGAGUAGUUUAUACUAAUUCUCACUAUGAUUCGUGGUCUGAAUUGACAAUGAAACGUAAUGACACCUCAAAAUCCAUCUAUAGUUUUAGUAUAAAUGAUGGAUUUCAUUGCGAUGAUAUACACGAUCCCAAUGAUAGUGAUUCUAUAUCGUUGAUGAGCGUUAGGGAAGAAUCCAUCAAGUUGCUAUUAAAAUGGAUGGAAGAAAAAGAAGAAGGAAGAAAAGAAGGAGGAAAAGGAGAAGGAAAAGAUGAAAUAAAUGAAAAUGCACCAAAUAAACCAUUACCAACAUGGGCCUGGAUUGUUAUUGCAAUGACCACAACAGUAGUUUUGGUAACAAUUAUUGUAAUAGUGAUCAUCUAUACAAAACUAAAAGGAAAAAUUUCCUUAUCAACGGAUGAAAUUAAAGAAUAA
Messenger RNA from Trichomonas vaginalis G3, 1110 nucleotides. Its product is annotated as serine-type peptidase protein. The record is from RefSeq and is a predicted model, not a curated record. Bases 1 to 1110 code for a protein of 369 amino acids. Gene Ontology annotation, molecular function: serine-type exopeptidase activity; dipeptidyl-peptidase activity. The transcript has a single exon. Gene Ontology annotation, biological process: proteolysis. Lineage: Eukaryota; Parabasalia; Trichomonadida; Trichomonadidae.